CUUGACUUCGGUGGCAGCAGCAGCUCGGAGAGCGAACGGUGGAGCUGUUGUUGCCGCCUUAACAUGGAGUAACGAGGUCUCUGCAUUUACUGCCAAUAAGCGGAUCCUUUCGAGGAGGAACGCGCGACGGGUUGCGUUUAUUUUAUCCGCCAAAAUCUCCACAAAUGAUAGAGUCGCAGAAAAGAUUCGCAGGCGCAAAGGAAAGCUCGGCUUUUAUUUGAAAGAUGGCGAACGACUCUCCAGCUAAAAGUCUGGUGGACAUAGACUUGGCUUCACUGCGGGACCCAGCGGGGAUCUUUGAAUUGGUGGAGGUGGUGGGAAAUGGCACCUAUGGACAAGUCUAUAAGGGACGUCAUGUCAAGACCGGACAGCUGGCUGCCAUCAAGGUCAUGGACGUCACCGAGGAUGAAGAGGAAGAAAUUAAACUCGAGAUCAACAUGCUGAAGAAGUAUUCUCAUCACAGAAACAUAGCUACAUACUAUGGUGCUUUCAUUAAGAAGAGUCCCCCAGGACAUGAUGACCAGUUAUGGUUGGUGAUGGAGUUCUGUGGUGCUGGUUCGAUCACAGACCUGGUGAAGAACACAAAGGGGAACCAGCUAAAGGAAGACUGGAUUGCCUACAUCUCACGAGAGAUUCUUAGAGGUUUGGCCCACUUACAUGCCCACCAUGUCAUCCAUCGUGACAUCAAGGGUCAGAACGUCCUGCUGACUGAGAAUGCUGAAGUUAAACUAGUGGACUUUGGUGUGAGUGCCCAGCUGGAUCGGACCGUGGGGAGGAGAAACACCUUCAUCGGGACUCCUUAUUGGAUGGCUCCUGAAGUCAUCGCCUGUGACGAGAACCCAGACGCUACAUACGAUUACAGAAGUGAUCUGUGGUCUUGUGGUAUCACAGCUAUUGAAAUGGCUGAAGGAGCCCCGCCACUUUGCGACAUGCACCCAAUGCGUGCGCUCUUCCUCAUUCCAAGAAACCCACCUCCUCGGCUGAAGUCGAAAAAAUGGUCCAAGAAGUUUUUUAGUUUCAUCGAGAGCUGUCUAGUGAAGAAUUACACACAGCGCCCCCCGACAGAGCAGCUGCUGAAGCACCCCUUCAUCCGAGACCAGCCCAACGAGCGGCAGGUUCGCAUCCAGCUUAAAGACCACAUAGACCGGACCAAGAAGAAGCGAGGAGAGAAAGAUGAGACGGAGUAUGAGUACAGCGGCAGUGAGGAGGAGGAAGAGGAUCCACCAGAGCAGGAGGGUGAGCCCAGCUCCAUCGUCAACGUGCCAGGAGAAUCGACUUUACGUCGUGACUUUAUUCGCCUGCAGCAGGAGAACAAGGAGAGGUCGGAUGCGCUUCGUCGCCAACAGCUUCUCCAAGAACAACAGCUUCGGGAGCAGGAGGAGUACAAGCGCCAACUACUGGCAGAGAGACAGAAGCGCAUUGAGCAGCAAAAGGAGCAGAGGAGGCGACUCGAGGAGCAACAGCGACGUGAACGAGAGAUGAGAAGGCAGCAGGAGCGUGAGCAGCGGCGCCGAGAGCAAGAGGAGAAGAGGCGUAUUGAAGAAAUGGAUCGUAGGCGUAAAGAGGAAGAAGAGCGCCGGCGGGCCGAGGACGAAAAGAGAAGGAACGACCGCGAGCAGGAAUACAUCAGACGUCAGCUUGAGGAGGAGCAGAGACACCUGGAGAUGCUGCAGGAGCAGCUGCUUCGUGAGCAGGCCAUGUUGCUGGAAUUCAAGUGGCGGGAGCUUGAGGAGCAGCGCAAAGCCGAGCGACUCCAUAAGCGGCUGCAACAGGAGCAGGCUUACUUGCUGUCGCUUCAGCAUGAAUCCAAACAGCCUGCUGAUAAGACCAAACUCCUCUCAGACCAUUCCAAACCCCCACAGACCUCCACCCUGCCCCCUGACAGAGUCCUCCCCACAAUCCCACAAGCUCAGGUCCUUGAUGGUGGCAUUCCUGAAGCGAGAGUUGCUUCUGAGCCCUCCAGAACUCUUCAGACAGUCCUCUCUGACAGCAGUCAAUCCCACUCAAUAGUGCCAGAAAAGACUGACUCUGAAACCUGCGCCAGCCAUCUGUCUAACAUCAGUCCCAACCCCCCUGAGACUGAAAUUCCCACUGACCCUAAACCUCCCCAGGGAGAACCUGUGGAGCCCCAUAGGCCGCAUGAGUCCACCCAACAUCCUCCUCAAGCUAUCAGAGAGGCUGAUGAGAGGUACCGUAAGAAUAUUCAGGGCUCUCCUCAGGCUGCACCUCCUCCCAAACAGCCUCCCUUACCUCCCCGUUCCUCUGAACCAUUCUCCAAUGGCGGCUUGUCCUCUGAAACAUCUGCCAUGCACCGACCCAUGGAGCCUCAGGUCCAGUGGUCCCACCUGGCUGCUCUAAAGAGUAGCAACAGUGGCGCCCCCUCUCCUCCUCCUCCCCCACCUCCUCCACCUGUGGUCGCUCGCUCACAGUCCUUCAGUGAGCCUGGAGGCGUUACUACUAGCAUUGCACAACUCCACCUGCGUUCCCAGGACCCUCACCAUCACCACCACCCAUCGCCCGCACGCACUGACCCCCAGCCCCAACCUCCCCUCCAUCACCCCCAGGCCCAGCCUCGGCCUGAGCGCCAGGCCAGUAACGAGGAGGUGCCUCCUAAGGUACCAGUAAGGACCACAUCCAGGUCUCCGGUACUGUCACGGCGUGAGUCCCCUCUGCCGUCACAGCCCAGCAACCAGGGUGGGCAGAGGAGCACUGGCAGUAAUGUGGAGCAGCGCCCUCUGUGGGACAGAGUUGAGAAGCUACAACCCCGACCAGGCAGUGGUAGCUCUUCUGGUUCCUCCAACUCCAGCUCCCAGGCCAGUUCUGGGGACCGCUUCAGGCCACGCUGUGAGUCCCCUGCUUCCUCUAAAUCUGAAGGUUCACCUCUCCAGAGACCUGAAAAUGUUCCCAAAAAGCAAGAUGACAAAAACCUGGCCAGGCCCACCCGACCAGCUGUUGAUGUGGACCUGACUGCUCUGGCCAAGGAGCUCCGUGCGGUAGAUGAUGUGCGACCACCACACAAAGUUACUGACUAUUCCUCCUCAAGCGAUGACUCAAACACCACUGAUGAAGAAGAUGAUGAGGAGGUGGAUCAGGAGGCUGGAGAGGAAUCCACCUCAGGGGCUGAGGACUCCAGGGCCGGGAGGCUGAGUAAUGGGGAGGCAGACUCUGCCAAAACCAUGCUGGUUGAAGACUCGGAGCGUGACCAAACCACCACCCCUUCCAAAGACGGCACACUGGUCAUCAAACAGAGCACCGUUGACAUAAAGCGGUUGGUCAGUUUCUCAUCCUCGGCUAUCCCUGGUCAUGGUCACAGCCUCCCAGAGAAAAAUGGCUUUGCCGGCCGCGUACACCAUCUACCAGACCUUAUCCAGCAGAGCCAUCACUCCCCUUCCUCUUCCACAACCAUUCUUUCCUCCUCCUGCUCUUUCCCUUCCUUCCCCGCAUCAUCUAGCAAUGCCAGUCCCGCCAUAUCCCCACAAAACCCCCCGGAGAAGCUCACUGUUGUAGAGAGCCAGUCAGAGAGCAACUCCAUGUCCAAACACAAGUCCUCCUCUUCCUUCACUCCAUUCAUUGACCCACGGCUUCUACAAGUCUCGCCAUCCAGCGGCACCUCCCUCAACAACAUGGCAGGAUUUGGGCAGGAUGGACGGCUGGCAGACCCGCUUAAGUCUGACCCAUCCCGUAAAGGGUCCGUGGUCAACGUAAAUCCAGUUAACACACGACCACCAAGUGACACACCAGAAAUCCGCAAGUACAAGAAGAGGUUCAACUCUGAGAUCCUGUGUGCAGCACUCUGGGGAGUAAACCUACUGGUAGGGACGGAGAGCGGCCUGAUGCUGCUGGAUCGAAGUGGUCAGGGGAAAGUCUACCCACUCAUCAACCGGCGACGCAUCCAGCAAAUGGACGUUCUGGAGGGCCUCAAUGUCCUCGUCACCAUAUCGGGCAAAAAGAACAAACUGCGAGUGUACUACCUGUCAUGGCUUAGAAACAAGAUUUUGCACAACGACCCUGAAGUAGAGAAGAAGCAAGGAUGGGUCAAUGUGGGCGACCUGGAGGGCUGCGUCCACUACAAAGUCGUGAAGUAUGAGAGGAUUAAGUUCUUGGUGCUGGCUUUGAAGAACUCUGUGGAAGUGUACGCCUGGGCACCCAAACCGUACCACAAAUUUAUGGCUUUUAAGUCUUUCGGUGACUUGGUGCACAAACCUCUGCUGGUUGACCUGACUGUGGAGGAAGGUCAGAGGUUAAAGGUCAUCUAUGGCUCCUGCUCAGGCUUCCAUGCUGUGGAUGUGGACUCUGGUGCUGUCUAUGAUAUCUACCUGCCCACACAUAUCCAGACCAGCAUUCAGUGUCACGCCAUUAUCAUUUUGCCCAACACUGACGGGAUUGAACUGCUGGUGUGUUAUGAAGACGAGGGCGUCUAUGUCAAUACUUACGGACGCAUCACCAAGGAUGUGGUGCUGCAGUGGGGAGAGAUGCCAACUUCAGUGGCCUACAUUAGGUCGAACCAAAUAAUGGGCUGGGGUGAGAAGGCCAUAGAGAUCCGCUCUGUGGAGACGGGCCACCUGGACGGCGUCUUCAUGCACAAGAGAGCCCAGAGACUUAAGUUCCUCUGUGAGCGGAAUGACAAGGUGUUCUUUGCCUCUGUGCGCCCUGGAGGUGCUAGCCAGGUCUACUUUAUGACGCUGGGACGCUCUUCUCUGAUGAGCUGGUAGUCGAGACCCCAGUGCUCCGAACACCGUGACGCCCACACCUAAAGCAGCGAUUCAACAGAUGAUGAUUGUGACGAUGACCAACACCGAUGAAGAAGAGAACUGCCUGAAGGAGGAGCAUUCCUCACGGAGGGAGCACCUCAGGCAAGCAGACGACAUACUGAACUGUAAGAAAAGACGCGUUCGAGCAGGGAGGGGUGGGUGUUCGGCGAUGGGGAGGCGCGAAUGCCGAAACCCCCGUACGCCUCAACGUUUUCCUCGCGCCAACCCCGACGCCCAACCUUUGAGCCGAUUCCCUCUUCUUUCGCCGCGCAGCGUGGGAUCUGCUUCCUGUCGAUGGUAAAUCUGUGUCAUAGUAAAAAAAAUAAAUUCUGCAUUGUGUACGUGUGCGAACGCAGGACGGUGCAAGAGACACUGAGCAUGUGAAACGAGGGUGUCGGGACGCCAGGAGAUGAAAUGGAGCUGUUGCUGUGUUGAAGGUGAAUACUGUAUGCGCCACACUUGUGGGUGUGGCCUCGCUGUUUGUUUGUGUGUUUUAGUCCAGGUCCUGUUCAGGUAAACUUAAACUUCUAGUCCCACCAGGGUAGACAUCUGUCAGAAAUGUCAUUAAAUUUGAGCUCACGUCAUGGCCUCAGUUUUCCUCCCAUAAAUGAUGCUUGACGUGUAAAUCUGCCUCCACUUGUCUUCACUUUUUUGCCUUCUUCUCCUGAAAGUGGAGAUUGAUUCAUUAUUUUAUAUUUUUAAGGGACCUUCUCGAUGAAUCCAUUAAAUACAGGGUACUGGACAUGAGCUUGUACAUACGGAACACAUUAUCCACACCAGUUCAGACUCCGCCAGACACGCUCUCCACUUUUAUUGCCUCACAUAGGUUAUGUUGGAUGGAUGUAGCCCUCUUUAUGACAGCAGCUAAAUUAUUUCCACUUUUCAGACACUGUAUGGUUGAUUUUCUGCAUAGAAAUCGAGCCUAAGAAGGGAAAAUUCUGACAUUUAUCAAAAAUCUACGACUACUUUUUCAUGCAUUAUUCCGUGAUAAUAUGUUAGACUUUUCCUGAAUUGGUUUUGUCUUUUUCCAGCUUUUCGUAGAAUGUGUUUUAGGAUGCCUCGGAGAACAGCUGUGAACUUAAGCGUGAGCCAUGAACACUGACUUGGAAUUCUGCUAGGUUUUUCAAACAACAAGCUGCGUAAUCUGUGUAAUUUUUCUGUCAUAAAUGGGGCUAGGAUAAACUGUGAAUUAGGAACUAGCAGGUGGCCACUAAGGUAGCAUCAGGUGAGUGGAGACAACCAACACUGAUGAAGACGAAAGUGAGAUGAGCCAAUUGUGUUGUCGGCAUGGUUACAAAAUUUUACAUAUUUCCAAUGUCAACUAUUUUUAAACUAUCGUUUUGUCUAUAAAAUGAAGAAAAAAAAAUGUCCAUCAGGUCUCAAGAGUCCAAUAUAAAGUGUUCAAAUGUCCAAAGUGCAAGGAUAUUCAGUUUAAGUAAAAAUGUAAAAAAUUUGUGUAUUUUCACAUUGACCCUUUAAAAAAAAUUGUCUGAAUCACUCAAUCAAUCAAUCAUUUCAGACCAACAAAAAUUCACAAUGGCAGUUGAGGAUGGACAUGAACCAUAGCCUGACUGCAUUUUUUAUAAAAAAAAAAAAAGAAAAAAAAAAAGCUUUGGGCCAGUUAUAACUGCCAACCUUCAAAACUUACUGGCCCCCUCAGGAGAGGAAUGGAGCACUUAGGGCAUGUUUUCUGAUGAGGCCAUGGCCGACAGCGGCCUGAAAUUUUAAAAAUGUUCACUUUGAUUACAAUAGUAUAGUUAAUGCCAUUCAGUGAGAAGAUACGAAGAUUUGGCACCCACAUUUUCAAGGGUGGCCAGUAAAUUUUAAAAGUUACUGGCCCCCUGGGCUAGAGGUGGAAAAGGCUUUAAUGUCUGCCCCUGCCCAGCGCUCAGCUAAGAGUUGCCUUAGAAGAAGCUGUGUUUGCCUAAAAUCCACAAAUUUGGAUUUUACACCCUGCAGCAACACUUUAGUCUGAACCACCCAUGUGAAUCAAUAUUGGACCUUUUCCCCCCAUUUUGGGCCAGGAAUGACUCAUUUGUUUCCUUAUUCCAGAGACAAAUAUUGAGGCAGUUUAUGUAUCAUAUCAUGUUUUUCUUCAUCUCUUCUUCAUUUUCUGAAAAAGGCAGCAUUUUUGUCUUUGAGGAUUUCCUGUCACUUCAUGUCUCAUUCUGCUGUCGGGAUGUAGGAACCAUCCUGCGGCUGCACGUGUGACUGAGAAAACUUGACAAAACCAGGCACUAACUCUGCCUGCAUAAAGCGGACCAUUUCGUGCUGCCUUUACUGUCCAACAUGAGACAACCUCAGAGCCUUUAAGUUGCUUUUACUGUCUGAUCUGUGAAAAACAAAACGAGGCAGAGGGUCACACGUUCUAAUAGCAGUGUUACAAAAACCACUUCAGACAGCGUGAAUUAUGUGGAUCAUUAUUAUUAUUAUUUUUAAACUCUGACUUCGUUUUUAGCCUUGUUUCUGCAAUUUUUAAUGAUGUAACCCUUCAGAUCAGUAUGCAACUGCAGUGUUUUUUUUUUUGUUUUUUUUUUCCUGACCGUAAUGCACACCAUUAUGUUGGAAAUGUUUACAGUAACAAUCUUGUUUUGUCAAACCAACGAUAUUGAUAUUUAUGGUUAUUUUAAGGGCAGCCCCCCGUUUGUAUUUUGUAUUAUUCCCUUUUUGUACUAUCAUUUAGACGUUUGUGUAGAAGAACGAUAGACUUUUGCUCAUGACUCCAGAGUGUGACAUCACUGAUUUCUCUGCAUCCCGCUUCGUGGUUGUGUGACAACUGUUGACCAAAUGUUUUCUACCUGCCAGGUGACAUGUUCUUCAGUCAUCUGUUUCAAAUGCCUGUCUAAUUUAUGUCCUGUCUGUGUGUACUAUGGGAAUUACUGUAUUUUCCUGAAGGUCUUUUCCCCCUCAUUGAAUAAAAUCUGAAGUAAUUUACA
Messenger RNA from Thalassophryne amazonica, 7687 nucleotides. Its product is annotated as mitogen-activated protein kinase kinase kinase kinase 4-like. The record is from RefSeq and is a predicted model, not a curated record. Bases 225 to 4712 code for a protein of 1495 amino acids. The transcript has 33 exons. NCBI's taxonomy places the organism in Eukaryota, Metazoa, Chordata, Actinopteri, Batrachoidiformes, Batrachoididae. Gene Ontology annotation, biological process: protein phosphorylation. Gene Ontology annotation, molecular function: protein kinase activity; ATP binding.